AGCAGUAGUUCCUCCCAGCCCAACAGUCUCAAUAGCAAUUCCCUGGUUCGCGCCGCCAAAGUCGCCGACCAUUCGCAGUUUUCGGUUACACCCGGCUCACACCUCCCCUCUCAGAGCCAGAGCUCGCAACCAGUCCUGCCUCCCAAAUUCCCACAGACUAGCCAGGCCUUUUGCUCUGUGCCAGUUCCCUUCCCCACCACUGCCGACGGCCAGACUGCAAUCACCGCGGUUUCACUGACCCAAUCUGAUAGCAAGCAGAUGGCAGGCCGACCGAGCAUGCCCAAGCCGCUGGUAACGCCUGCGCCGCAGCCCAGCAUGGAGACAGUCCUCACCCUGUAUCCCUUCACUAGGAACCAGGUCAGCCUUUCUCCAUUCUAA
Molecule: messenger RNA, 378 nt
Organism: Dibothriocephalus latus
Lineage: Eukaryota; Metazoa; Platyhelminthes; Cestoda; Diphyllobothriidea; Diphyllobothriidae
Source: the annotation of a GenBank genome assembly